GAGAGAUUUAACUUUGAUGGGGUGUUGGAAGAUUUUUUAGGGGAAAUAAAAUUGUGGGGUUUUGAGUGUUUUAUUGAAAAGGUUGAAACUUUAUGCUGAGAUUUGCAUUUCAUUUUAAGUAUGAGGUUGUUUUUGUGAGUUUUAAGUUAAGUUUGUUUUGAAGAUUGAGUUUUGAGAGGAAACAAAUUGUGGGUUUUGAGUGUUUGUAUGAAAAAGGUUGAGUCUUUAUUGAGAUUUUUGCAAUUUGAGUGUCAAGAUUGAAUGAAUACAUGUCAUUUGUAGCAUCUAAGUUAAAGGGUUUGUUGUUUUUUCUUGGAUUUGUGAAGGAUGAUUUAGCUAAUGCAAGUUUUGUGCUUCUGGGGUUGAAAGGUUAUACACUAUACAUAGUGAUAUUGAGGUUUAGAUAGCCUUUUUUUGUGAAAAGGGGGAAAAGGGGGCGGGGAUUACAAGGUGGGGAGUCGAACCCUCACCAACACGGUGAAAUUUCAGGUAGCAAACCAACCAACUGAGCUACUAAGAUCCCCCAGUUUUGGUUUUAGGUAGGAUUCAUAAGCAUUGUUAGGUAUGAUUUGUUGAGUUUUUGCAGGGUUCUAGCAAUGUGUGGUUUUGUUAGAUCUUGAGAGGUUCUUCAGAUUAGUAAUUUUGAAAUUUGGGUCGCUGCAGGAGGCGGUAGACGUAUGGAAUUUUGAGGAUUCAGAGGCCUAAAAUUGAAUUAGGAGACAGAAGCAGAGGGGAGUUUUGUUCAAUGUCAGGAGCUUCAAGGGUAAGGUCAAUGAAUGUAGCUGAUUCAGAAGCAAGGCCAGGUCUUGGACUAGCUGGGAAUAAGGCACAAAGGUCACCUGGUUCAAGAAAAUCUGUUUCGAAACCUACGAGAAAGAUAGUGAAGUCAAAAGAGGAGCUUGAGAUGGAAGAUAAAAAUGGUCACCAACCAUCCCCUUCAUUGCUUUCUUUUGAUGUUCCCUCAAUACUUAGGCGACAGGAGUCGUUGUAUUCCAACUUUUCACUUAGUGCUUCAUGUUCUUCUGAUGCCUCGACGGAUUCAUUUCACAGCAGUGCUUCAACUGGUAGGAUAUAUAGAAUGAAUAGUACCUCAAGCAGAAGGAAGCAGUUGGCAUCGAAGUCCAAAAGGAUAGUUUCAGAUGAUAUAUCAGACUCUUCAAUUGACGGUUCGCAAUCCAAGAAAAGAUGUGCCUGGGUGACACCUAAUACAGAUCCAUCUUAUGCUAAUUUUCACGAUGAAGAAUGGGGAGUUCCAGUCCAUGACGACAAGAAGCUAUUCGAGCUCCUUGUCCUUUGCGGGGCAUUGGCUGAACUCACAUGGCCUUCCAUUCUUUGCAAGAGGCACAUAUUCAGAGAAGUAUUCGCAGAUUUUGAUCCCAUAGUAGUGGCCAAGUUGAAUGAAAAGAAGACUUUAGCUCCUGGAGGUACAGCAUGCUCACUAUUAUCAGAACUUAAACUGCGAGGCAUCAUUGAAAAUGCUCGUCAAAUGUUGAAGGUUAUAGAUGAAUUUGGAUCAUUUGACAAGUAUAUCUGGAGCUUUGUGAACCACAAGCCUAUAGUAAGUGGAUUUAGAUAUCCUCGUCAAGUUCCGGUGAAGACAGCAAAAGCAGAUCUGAUUAGCAAAGACCUAAUUAGGAGAGGUUUCCGGGGCGUGGGACCUACUGUGGUCUACUCUUUCAUGCAGGUUGCUGGUAUUACAAAUGACCAUCUUAUUAGUUGCUUUAGAUUUCCUGACUGUGUUGAAUCUGCUGAAGGUAAAGAGAAGGACUCGAACAACGAUGAAACUGAAGCAACACAAGCCAACAAAGCAAACGAAACAGAGAUAUGUAGAUCAAUCGAUGACUUGAGUUUCUCCUCAGAGUGAUUUUCAUCUUUGUGUUAUUCAGGUGAUAUAAAGACUUGUAACAACUGGUUAAAUUCACAUAGAUUAGCUGCAAAAACUGGUUGUGUACAGAGAAAUGAGUCAAUAUCUAUGCAUAUCAUAGAAUUCUUGAUAUUUUUA
This is a messenger RNA of Solanum stenotomum, 2002 nucleotides long. RefSeq lists its product as uncharacterized. The transcript is spliced from 5 exons. Bases 746 to 1864 code for a protein of 372 amino acids. Gene Ontology annotation, biological process: base-excision repair. The record is from RefSeq and is a predicted model, not a curated record. Gene Ontology annotation, molecular function: DNA-3-methyladenine glycosylase activity. NCBI's taxonomy places the organism in Eukaryota, Viridiplantae, Streptophyta, Magnoliopsida, Solanales, Solanaceae.